AUGGUGACGCGGGCCUUUCUCCUGCUGGCCAUCUUCGUGAGAGCAUCUGCGAGAUCAUGCACACCGAACAAAGCAGAUGUCAUUCUUGUAUUUUGUUACCCCAAAACCAUCAUCACCAAGAUCCCCGAGUGUCCCUAUGGAUGGGAAGUGCACCAACUGGCACUUGGAGGGCUGUGUUACAAUGGGGUCCACGAAGGAGGUUACUAUCAAUUUGUUAUCCCAGAUUUGUCACCUAAAAACAAGUCCUAUUGUGGAACUCAGUCUGAGUACAAGCCCCCCAUCUACCACUUCUAUAGCCACAUCGUUUCCAAUGACAGCCAGGUGAUCGUGAAGAACCAGCCUGUCAACUACUCCUUCUCCUGCACCUACCAUUCCACCUACUUGGUGAACCAGGCUGCCUUUGACCAGAGAGUGGCCACCGUCCACGUGAAGAAUGGGAGCAUGGGCACAUUUGAAAGCCAAUUGUCUCUCAACUUCUACACUAAUGCCAAGUUCUCCAUGAAGAAAGAAGCUCCUUUUGUCCUGGAGACAUCUGAAAUUGGCUCAGAUCUGUUUGCAGGCGUAGAAGCCAAAGGGUUAAGUGUUAGGUUUAAAGUGGUUUUGAACAGCUGUUGGGCCACACCUUCGGCCGACUUCAUGUACCCCUUGCAGUGGCAACUCAUCAACAAGGGCUGCCCCACUGACGAGACAGUCCUCGUGCAUGACAACGGGAAGGAUCACCGAGCCACCUUCCAGUUUAAUGCCUUCCGGUUCCAGAACAUCCCCAAACUCUCGAAGGUGUGGCUACACUGUGAGACAUUCAUUUGUGACAGCGAGAAGCUCUCCUGCCCCGUGACCUGUGACAAGCGCAAGCGGCUUUUCCGGGACCAGACAGGGGGCAUCCUGGUGGUGGAGUUCUCCCUGCCCAGCAGGGCAGUUUCCAGUCUCUCCAGCUUCUCAGAUGUCCUCUACCACUUGGUCGUGAUGCUGGGGAUGCGUGCGGUGCUAUAG
Molecule: messenger RNA, 990 nt
Organism: Condylura cristata (star-nosed mole)
Lineage: Eukaryota; Metazoa; Chordata; Mammalia; Eulipotyphla; Talpidae
Gene: TECTB
Product: tectorin beta
Exons: 10
Coding region: 1-990 (329 amino acids)
Cellular component (GO): cell surface
Source: RefSeq, a predicted model, not a curated record